ACAUCGCUUCUCUCUUACUUGAUUGUCACCGUCUCAUAGUUUGAUUUCGAGGGUAAAUUAAAAAGAAAAAAGAAAGAUGUUUUAUUCGCAUGUUUACUUGGCUCGGAAGGGUCCUCUGGGAACGGUUUGGGCCGCCGCGCACUUGCAACAACGCCUCAAGAAGUCUCACUACACCGCCACCAACAUCCCCAAAACUGUUGAUCUUAUAAUGUUCCCGGAGGCACCUUUGGCGUUGAGAUUGUCGGGUCAUCUUUUACUUGGUGUUGUCCGAAUCUAUUCAAAGCAAGUUGAUUAUCUCUUCCGUGACUGUGCUCUCUUCACCACUUGGUUAUCUAAGUCUUUUGUUUCUACUCAAGUUGAUUUGCCUGAGGAUGCGAGGCAGGCUCCCGUUGAGUCUGUUACUUUGCCUCAAGCACUUAACUUGGAUGACUUCCAAUUAGAUGAUGACACGCAUGAAGGGGAGUUUGAUAAUCAUCUUAGGAGUCAAGAAGAUAUCACUCUCACAGAUCAAAUCCCCACUGGUGUUGAUCCUUAUGUUGCUAUAACAUUCGAUGAGGACAUCAGUUCAGGACCUAGCCCAAUGGAUGUCGACCAAUCUACAGAGCCUGUGAGUGCGCACCCUGGUGAUACUGAUGUUGAAAUGGCUUUUGAGACAGAACCGCUUAAUCUCAGUCCAGAGAGAGGCAAUGCCAAUUCUCCUGGAAGUGUUCCUGAAGUUGAGAUAAGGCGUGAUGCUGCUGCUGCUCACGGUUUAAGCCCUGCGUCCCAUUUACCAUUCGCUACAGAACACACUGAACCUUUAGAUGAAACUAUGAAAGAGAAGGAACCCAGUAUCCCUAACAUUGAUGAUGAAGUGUUGAGUUCUAGAGGGCAGGCGUUUGAGCUUCGCUCAGGAUCUCCAGGUUUUGCUGGUUUUGAGGAAGAACGUGAUAAUUUUGUGCAUCCAUCACCUCAACUAGCUCUUCAGCCAAGUCCUCCUCCUCCUCCUGCACAACAACCAAGGCCAAGGAAGAGGAAGCACUUCGAUAAAGUCACGGUAUUAACUAACAGGAUCAUGAGAGAGAGGCUUGAGGAUCCUAGUGAUACUCUUCGUAAGAGAAAAAAGUUGCCUUCCUCUAAACUAAGUAUGUGGAGAAUGAAUAACCAGUCCAAGAAGGAUCAAAUUUUCAGUGAGCCCUUGCUUACAGGCUUUUCAGAUGCUUUACGCAGUGUCUUUGAUAAGGACUGUGUAUCUUCGAAGCCAUAUCUUGCUGUUCCCAGUGAAAGUAUUCCAGAACCUGCACCUGUAUCAUCUCCUACUCGUGAAGCUGAGGCAGGAGUUCACCCUACCUCUUCAGUUCCUCAAUCUGCGGUUCCUGACUCUACUCAUCCAGACGAUACACUUCAGCGGUCUCCGGUUCGGCAAACUGAAGAUGUCCAAGACUCUGCAGGUCCUCAAUCCGCGCGUGGAGAGUCUGUACCAAGAGAAGCACAAUCUCCACGGCCAUUUAAUGAUGAUGACACAGGAAUCGAACGCUUCAGGGAUGGUGGUUACACUGACUUCAUGCCGUCUCCACCUCCAAGGUUUUCACCUUCUAGUAGAACCGGUGACUUCACCACUCAGACUAGUAGAGCUUCGGAGACGGAAUCUUAUAGAACAGAGCCUUCAACUUCCGCAUAUCGAGAUGAUAUGCCUGGACUAAUGACCUCAGGGAUCUCAGCUAUUCCUGAAAUGGCAGACGAGGAGCUUUAUUUCCUGGAUGUAGGUGGCAACACUCCGGUGAGAUCACCAGCUAGUCAAGAUUCUGAUGCUUUGACAGGGAGAACAAGAGCCUUGGCUCAGUAUCUUAAAGAACGCUCUUCUGUUAGUCCCUCUUCAAGCACUUCUUCAGGAGAUCUAAGUUUGGGAAAGAUCUUGGAGGGAAAGACAAGGAAGCUAGCUGCUCGAAUGUUCUUUGAGACACUGGUGUUGAAGUCUAGAGGACUUAUUGAUAUGCACCAGGAGCAACCUUACAGCGAUAUCACUCUGAAGUUGAUGCCUGGCCUUUUUUCAAAGGUUCCAGAAUGAAUAAACAAUGCUCACUGGAUUUUAUUUAUGUGUAUAAUAUUAGCUUAGAUUCUAGACAAGGAAGUGGUCAUCCUCAGUUUGUUGAUCCCC
Molecule: messenger RNA, 2137 nt
Organism: Brassica oleracea var. oleracea
Lineage: Eukaryota; Viridiplantae; Streptophyta; Magnoliopsida; Brassicales; Brassicaceae
Product: sister chromatid cohesion 1 protein 3
Exons: 12
Coding region: 77-2047 (656 amino acids)
Biological process (GO): mitotic sister chromatid cohesion; replication-born double-strand break repair via sister chromatid exchange; synaptonemal complex assembly
Cellular component (GO): synaptonemal complex; cohesin complex
Molecular function (GO): protein binding; chromatin binding
Source: RefSeq, a predicted model, not a curated record